AUGUCUGAGACUGAGAGCAAGGCCACCACCAAGUCCGCCAAGGCCACCAAGGCCGACGCCGGCGAGACCAAGAAGAGGAAGGCCAAGACUGUUGCCCCCACCGCGGCCUACCGUAGCAUCAAGAGUACUGUGCCCAAGCUUGCUUUGAGGAAGCCCAACCGUUUCGAGUUCGGCGCUGAGGAGAAGAGCGUUGUCACCUCGAAGAGGAAGAGGGCCGCCUCCAAGGAGCGUGCGCCCGCCAAGAAGAGGAGGUCCGUGAGCAAGUCGCCGUCGAGGAGCAAGAAGUCGACCAAGAAGGGCGGCAAGAAGAAGAAGGAUCCCAACGCCCCCAAGAAGGCCCUCAGCGCCUACAUGUUCUUCGCCCAGGCCAACCGCGACAAGGUCAAGAAGGAGAACCCCGACGCCACCUUCGGCGAGCUGGGCAAGCUCCUCGGCAAGCAGUGGAGCAAGGCCAGCAAGUCGGACAAGGCUAAGUACGAGGCCAAGGCCAACAAGGACAAGGAGAGGUACGAGAAGGAGAAGGCCAAGUACGACAAGAAGCGUGAAUCCUCAAGCGAAGAGGAGGAAGAGUCCUCCGAUUAA
Messenger RNA from Acanthamoeba castellanii str. Neff, 582 nucleotides. Its product is annotated as HMG (high mobility group) box domain containing protein. The transcript has 3 exons. The coding region runs from base 1 to 582 and encodes 193 amino acids. The record is from RefSeq and is a predicted model, not a curated record. Lineage: Eukaryota; Discosea; Longamoebia; Acanthamoebidae.